AUGACUCUGGAUUAUUUGAGAUUUAGCCCCGGUCUCGGUUCUGCCGCAGCCGAGAAGCAGGCGAGAGCUCAGGAAUUCCCAAGCAGCGCAGGCUGCCCCACCUGGGAAGUAAAAGCGGGCUUAACAGAGCCGCGCUCGGCUCCUCCGGGCAUCCCCGGCCUCUCCCUCGCCAGCGGGGAGCAGAGCACUGCCCCGCUCAUCGCGGAUCUCGGGGAGGAGGAGGGACGGCUCGCCUGUCCCCCAGCACCCCGAGGACGGGGCGCGGACCCCGGCACCUUGCGCUGCAGCCGAGCCCGGGCUCUCGGCCACACCCAGACCCCUAUAGACCCUGUGGACCCCUAUGGCCCCCUCAUGCCAUCAGCCAGGCCCCUGUACCCGCCUCAGGCACCUAUAGCCCCCACACAGGCCCCCAUAGCCCCCUCGGACUACCAGCUGGGCUCCUCUAGCCCUCACCCAGGCCCCUAUAGCCCUCACCCAGGCCCCUAUAGCCCCCUGAUGCCAUCAGGCAGGCCCCUGGUGGCGCAGGCCUACGUCAACCAGCGGAAGCUGGACCACGAGGUGAAGACGCUGCAGGUGCAGGCGGCCCAGUUCGCCAAGCAGACGGGGCAGUGGAUCACCAUGGUGGAGAACUUCAACCAGGCCCUCAAGGAGAUCGGCGACGUGGAGAACUGGGCCCGCAGCAUCGAGAUGGACAUGCGGACCAUCGCCACCGCCCUGGAGUACGUCUACAAGGGGCAGCUCCAGCCCUCCUGCUCUUGA
Messenger RNA from Nipponia nippon (crested ibis), 759 nucleotides. NCBI's taxonomy places the organism in Eukaryota, Metazoa, Chordata, Aves, Pelecaniformes, Threskiornithidae. The record is from RefSeq and is a predicted model, not a curated record.